Molecule: messenger RNA, 1839 nt
Organism: Cheilinus undulatus (humphead wrasse)
Lineage: Eukaryota; Metazoa; Chordata; Actinopteri; Labriformes; Labridae
Source: the annotation of a RefSeq genome assembly
AUGCACCCCACCUCAAUUAUAAUAACCACAAGCUCAAUCCUCAUCUUUGCCAUCCUGACCUACCCCGUUUUAACAACCCUAGACCCAAAACCACAACAACCAUACUGAGCGCUGGUCAAAGUCAAAACCGCAGUCAAGCUUGCCUUCUUUAUUAGCCUCCUCCCGCUUUCACUUUUCCUCAGUGAAGGGACAGAAAUAGUCAUCACCAACUGAAACUGAAUAAACACCGAAACAUUUGAUAUCAACCUUAGCUUCAAAUUCGACCACUACUCAAUUAUUUUUACCCCAAUCGCAUUGUACGUAACCUGAUCAAUCCUGGAAUUCGCGUCAUGAUACAUACACGCAGACCCCAAUAUAAAUCGAUUCUUCAAAUACCUCUUAGUUUUCCUCAUUGCCAUGAUUGUCCUAGUCACAGCAAACAACAUGUUCCAACUAUUCAUCGGCUGAGAAGGAGUAGGAAUCAUGUCCUUUCUCCUGAUUGGCUGAUGGUAUGGCCGAGCCGACGCUAAUACUGCGGCCCUACAGGCAGUUCUUUAUAAUCGAGUUGGAGAUAUCGGAUUAAUCUUUUCCAUAGCAUGGAUAGCAACUAGCCUUAACUCAUGGGAACUCCAACAACUAUUCGUAGCCUCUAAAGAUCACGACCUAACAUUCCCCCUUCUAGGUUUAAUCAUUGCUGCCACCGGAAAAUCCGCCCAAUUUGGCCUCCACCCCUGACUCCCCUCAGCCAUAGAAGGCCCUACACCAGUCUCUGCUCUACUACACUCAAGCACAAUAGUUGUUGCAGGAAUUUUUCUCCUAGUACGAACUAGCCCCCUCAUAGAAAACAACCAAACCGCUCUAACCACCUGCCUAUGCCUAGGAGCCCUAACUACACUAUUUACGGCUACCUGUGCCCUUACACAAAAUGACAUCAAAAAAAUCGUCGCAUUCUCAACCUCAAGCCAACUAGGCCUCAUAAUAGUCUGCAUUGGACUAAAUCAACCCCAACUCGCAUUCCUGCAUAUCUGCACCCAUGCCUUCUUCAAAGCAAUACUAUUUCUCUGCUCAGGCGCUAUUAUCCACAGCCUAAACGAUGAACAGGACAUUCGUAAAAUAGGAGGCAUACACCACCUUACUCCUUUCACAUCCUCCUGCUUCACACUGGGAAGCCUAGCCCUAACAGGAACCCCAUUUCUUGCCGGCUUUUUCUCUAAAGACGCAAUCAUCGAAUCACUAAACACCUCAUACCUAAACGCCUGAGCCCUGACCCUAACCCUCCUUGCCACUUCAUUUACGGCCGCCUACAGCCUGCGAAUCAUCUUCUUCGUGUCCAUAGGCUAUCCUCGUUUCAACACGCUAUCCCCCAUCAACGAAAACGACCCCGCAGUCAUCUCUCCCAUUAAACGCCUGGCCUGAGGAAGCAUCAUCGCAGGACUUCUUAUUACGUCUAACAUUCUCCCACUUAAAACCCCCGUAAUAACCAUGCCCCCCCUACUAAAGCUCGCUGCCUUAGUUGUGACCAUCACAGGACUACUUGCAGCUUUCGAACUAGCAUCCCUCACAAGCAAACAGCUCAAACCAACACCCCACCUCACCCCCCACCACUUCUCAAACAUGCUUGGAUUCUUCCCAGCAAUCAUCCACCGAUCUAUCCCCAAACUAAACCUGCUGCUGGGGCAAUCAAUUGCUAGCCAGAUAAUCGACCAAAAUUGACUAGAAAAGACAGGACCCAAAGCAGCAAUAUCCCUCAACCUCCCUCUCAUUACUUCAACAAGUGACGCUCAACAAGGCAUAGUAAAAACCUACCUCAGCCUCUUCUUGCUAACUCUUGCCCUAAUAACCCUAAUACUUCUCAUUUAA